UCGACCUAUCAGCUGGAGACAAGACAGCCUCGGCUCCUCCCACCGAUAACCCGAAACCAACAUCACUGCCGUCUCGCUCUCAGCCUUUUGUUCAUCACAUUGGACCCCAAAAAUGGAGAUGCCCAACUCGUCCAUGGGAAGUCACCAGGUCGCAAACUCCCGGCAGUAGCAAGAACAUCCCCACUCUCUCUCUCUCUAUCAUCUGAUGAGUGACGGUCAUCAGUCUGUCGUUUAUUUGGUCACAGCCCUCGUCGCCCUUCUGCUCAGUCGCUCGGUCGCCCCAGCGGCUUAGCCUCCUCUGCCUCUGGCGUCUGGUCUGCUCGCCAGUCGCCUCACUCUGUCGGUCUCCCAGCACGCACGCCUCCUCUACCUCUGGUCUGCCUCCUCCAUCGGUCUCCCUAUCGCCCUCCUCACCAGGAUGUGUUGAACUCGGAUGGAUGGACGGAUGGAUGGAUGGAUGGAAGGACACUGAACAAAAUCUAAGCGGGGCCUUUUCUUUUCUUUGUUAAUUCCGGUUAGGUUUAACCGAAGCGAUUGAAGCGAAUGGACAGCUCUAAGUUACUGUACUCAUCGCUUCUCUUUCACAAGCCAUGCUUCAACCGAAACUCCAAUCCGUUAUUACCCGCCAAUUUACUACUCAAAUCCAAGAACACCCAGCCGAAAGGCUCACGAAAACUCUGCUCUCCAUCCUCAAGAGAUGCAAAUCCUCGAGAACGGUCAAACAGAUCCAUGCCCAAAUGCUCGUUCACUCCAUAGAGAAGCCCAACUUCCUCAUCCCGAAGCUCGUAGAGGUCAAAGACAUGCCCUAUGCUUACCUUAUUUUCUCCCAAAUCCCAAACCCCAAUGACUAUGCUUUUAACAUCAUGAUUCGCGGGAUCACCACCGCGUGGAACAAGUAUGGGUUGGCGCUCGAGUUCUACUACGAGAUGAAGUCUUUAGGGCUGAGGCCAAAUAAGUUCACUUACCCGUUUGUGCUCAUUGCUUGUGCUCAUCUUGUGGACCUGAGCCAUGGGACGGCUGCCCAUGGCUCUGUUUUUAGACUUGGGCUGAACACGGAUGAUCACGUCGCCCACUCUCUGAUCACGAUGUACGCGAGGUGCGGCGAGCUGUUACAUGCACGUAAAGUAUUUGAUGAAAUUGAUGAGAGGGACUUGGUUUCGUGGAAUUCAAUGAUUUCAGGGUAUGCAAAGAUGGGUUGGGCCCGGGAUGCAGUCCAGCUGUUUAGGGAGAUGAGGGGCGCAGGCUUUGUGCCUAAUGAGAUGACUAUUGUGAGCACUCUUUCGGCGUGUGGGGACUUAGGAGAUUUGAGCACAGGAAGAUUGAUUGAGGUGUUCAUCCUGGAGAAUGAGAUUAAAGUCAACUCAUUCGUGGGUUCUGCUCUGAUUGACAUGUAUGGGAAGUGCGGGGAUUUAGCUUCUGCAACGAAGAUCUUUGAUGGGAUGGAGAAGAAGGAUGCAGUUACUUGGAAUGCGAUGAUCACGGGAUAUGCUCAAAAUGGUAUGGCGGAUGAAGCAAUCGCGCUGUUCAAUAGCAUGAAAGAGGCAGGUGUAGACCCGAACAAAAUUACAUUGACUUUGGUCUUGUCUUCAUGUGCAUCAGUUGGAGCACUUGACCUGGGAAAAUGGGUUGACAACUAUGUAUUAAGCUGUGGCAUAAAGGAUGAUAUAUACAUAGGGACUGCCUUAAUUGAUAUGUAUGCGAAGUGUGGGUGUUUAAAUGAUGCUCUGAAUGUUUUUGAAGAGAUGCCCAAGAAAAAUGACGUGUCUUGGAAUGCCAUGAUAUCUGCUCUUGCUUCUCAUGGUCGAGCAAAGGAGGCUUUAGCGCUAUUUAGGCGCAUGUUGAAGGAGGGUGGGUCCGUCUUUCCUAAUGACAUAACAUUUGUCGGAGUACUCUCAGCAUGUGUGCAUGCUGGUUUGGUAGAUCAGGGUCGCUACCUUUUUAAAUUGAUGGGUGAGUUUGGUUUGGAACCAAAAAUUGAGCAUUUCUCGUGCAUGGUUGAUCUGUUAUCACGUGCUGGACUUCUAUAUGAAGCCUGGGAUUUUAUAACAAAAAUGCCCGGGAAGCCUGAUGAAGUUGUGUUGGGGGCUUUACUUGGUGCCUGCCAGAAGUGCCGAAAUGCAGAAAUUGGUGAACGGGUUACGCAGCUACUUCUGGAGAUGGAGCCUUCAAAUUCUGCAAACUACGUUAUCUCUUCAAAACUAUAUGCAGAUAUAAAGAGAUGGGACGAGUCCGCAAGGAUGAGGAUGCUGAUGAGAGAUAAGGGAGUAGCUAAGGUCCCUGGCUGUAGUUGGAUAGAGAUAGAGAGUCUUCUCCAUGAAUUUCAUGCUGGUGAUCCCUUACCUGACAGUGUUGUGGAGAUUUACGUUGUUUUGGUCGAUGAAAUGAGGAGGGAAGGUUAUGUGCCAAAUGUUCAGUAUUUCAUACAAGCGGAGAGAAUUAAUGGAGGAUUUUGACAGUCAACAAUUAAACAAAUAGCUAGAUCUUAACAUAAUCAGGUUGAUAAUAUUUGGUGAAAUUUGUGCUAUUCUUGCGGUGUACUAUACAUUGUGUAUGAGCUGAUUCAUUGUUAAAAGGCAAAUUUGUCCCUUUCUACUCACUAGUUUUAAGCUACUAACUACUAAAAAUGAUGCUCUCUCUUUUCCCUUUUGCAAAUAAUAUAUUGUAAGCAGCUCUUCUUGGAUCAUAUAUUUUCUAUAGAAUGCCACAUGCAUAAUUUCCGGACGCAGGAUGGCGAACGAAUUGCAAUCCAAAAGAGUCCCUGACAAAGAUGGAAUGUUUUGUCUUCCGGAGCCAUUUGCAUUUGUAGAAGCAAUUGAAGCUUGCGACUCUAUACUUAAAGAUGUUGCAUUAUUAUCUCAAGUUCUUGGGCAUGUUACUCCUCUUAGGCAAAAUCUACCUCAUGAAACCUCACCAUGCGAACAACCAAACAAGGGUUAUAAUGGUUCAUGCAGAAGACGCACAUGCAGUUGCUUAGUUGCCUGUGGCGUACUGCAUUCCGUAAAAGCACAUUGCAAAAUAUAUUGUGAUGGCCUGAUUCUUUUGCUGUAUCAGAGCUUGGGAAGUCCUGGACAGCUGAUAGUCCGACUGAUAAAUCCGACUCGUUAAUGAUCUGAACCUGCAGUGACAGCAUUCGAUUAAUGUGCACAGGAUUCCGCAUUUUGUCAAAUUCUCUUUACCUUUGUAGUUCUAUCUCUCAUCCAAUUCCAAUGUAACUCAAAUGUGGAGAUCUAAUAGUGUGUGUGGUUUUAAAUUUGAAUUGAGUUGAAUUUUGAUUUUAAUUGGUUUGUAAUGAUUGUAAUAUUAAA
Messenger RNA from Punica granatum (pomegranate), 3305 nucleotides. The record is from RefSeq and is a predicted model, not a curated record. Lineage: Eukaryota; Viridiplantae; Streptophyta; Magnoliopsida; Myrtales; Lythraceae.